AUGAGCGCCACGAAGACUCAGUCGCAGAAGAUCUUCGAGAAACUCAAGACCAAGCCUGCAAACAAAGUAUGCUUUGACUGUGGACAGAAGAAUCCAACAUGGUCCUCUGUGCCUUUUGGCGUCUAUUUAUGUCUUGACUGCUCCUCGAAUCAUCGUAACCUCGGCGUCCACAUCUCCUUCGUCCGCUCGACGAAUCUGGACAUCUGGCAAUGGGAACAACUCCGGGUCUUCAAAGUCGGCGGCAACGAGUCUGCAACCAAGUUCUUCCAGUCGAACGGCGGCAGCGCGGCUCUCGCGAGCAAGGACGCGAAGGUGAAGUACACUUCCAGUGCCGCCAACAAAUACAAAGAGGAGCUGAAGCGAAGGGCCAGCCGGGAUGCUCAGGACUAUCCGAACGAAGUCGUCAUUACAGACGAGGCACUUAGCACGCCUAGCAAUGGGGCAUCUAGUCCCGCCGGAGAACCCGCCGAUGAUUUCUUCUCUUCCUGGGACAAGCCAACAAUAAAGCGACCCAGCAACCCUCCUUCGCGCACUGGCACUCCUCCCGUCGUCUCCCGAACAGCUUCUCCGUUUUUGUCCGCUGGCACCAACGGAGCUGCUAGUCGGCCUAAGUCCCCUUCGCCCCUUGCUGGUGCUGCCGAAGAUGCUGAGAAGAACCUGCCCGCACCAACUGCCAUCCGCACAACUUCGUCGACCGCGAUCCGGAAGGGUCCGGCAGGCGGUGCGAAGAAGAAUAUCCUAGGAGCCAAGAAGACGACUAAGCUUGGUGCAAAGAAAGUUGGUGGGGACGACCUGGAUUUCGAGGCUGCUGAGAAGGCUGCAAAGGCUGAGGCAGAGCGGAUAGAAAAGUUGGGAUAUGAUCCCGAAGACGAAGCUGCGGCAGCCACGCAGAAUAAGGCAACUGCUGCAGCAAAGGAGACUCCCAUCAUCGCCCCUACGCCCAUCAGUCCCUCACAAGCCACAAGCAAAGCCCAGCACCAACGAAGUCCGAGUGAAGUCGAGCGCCUAGGUAUGGGUGCGGGCCGUCUUGGGUUUGGCCAGGUUGGAAAGUCUGCUUCGUCCGCUCCGGCGCCCAAGAAGCUUGGCUUUGGUGCAGUUGGCACAGCCAAAGCUGCUGCCGCCGAAGAUGACUCAGACGACUAUGCCCGCCAGAAGUUUUCGAGCCAGAAAUCCAUCUCCUCGGACGAGUUCUUUGGCCGCAAUAACUACGACCCCUCAGCACAGUCAGAAGCCAAGACGCGUUUGCAGGGCUUCGAAGGCGCGACUUCGAUCUCGAGCAACGCUUACUUUGGCCGCCCCGAGGAUGAUCUGACGGGCCUUGAAGGCGGCGACUACGGCGACAUGGAGACGGUCGCCAAGGAUUUCGUACGGAAAAUGGGCCUCACCGCAGGCGACGAUCUAGAGAAUCUAAUCAACGUUGCGGGCGAGGGUGGAAGGAAGUUGAGAGGGGCGGUAGCACGGUACCUCAACAGCUAG
Cyphellophora europaea CBS 101466 is the source of this 1476-nucleotide messenger RNA. RefSeq lists its product as uncharacterized. Bases 1 to 1476 code for a protein of 491 amino acids. The record is from RefSeq and is a predicted model, not a curated record. The transcript is spliced from 5 exons. Gene Ontology annotation, molecular function: GTPase activator activity. Gene Ontology annotation, biological process: COPI coating of Golgi vesicle. Lineage: Eukaryota; Fungi; Ascomycota; Eurotiomycetes; Chaetothyriales; Cyphellophoraceae.